Balaenoptera musculus (blue whale) is the source of this 2435-nucleotide messenger RNA. RefSeq names its product contactin-associated protein-like 5. Bases 156 to 476 code for a protein of 106 amino acids. The transcript is spliced from 4 exons. NCBI's taxonomy places the organism in Eukaryota, Metazoa, Chordata, Mammalia, Artiodactyla, Balaenopteridae. Gene Ontology annotation, cellular component: cortical cytoskeleton; membrane. The record is from RefSeq and is a predicted model, not a curated record.
AUUCUGAAGUUGCUAAAGCAAACACCCUGGGUUUUGUUGGCUGUCUGGCUUCAGUCCAAUACAACCAUAUAGCACCACUGAAGGCAGCCCUGCGCCAUGCCGCCACCGCACCUGUAACCAUCCAAGGGGUCUUGACAGAAUCCAGCUGUGGCUCGAUGAUGGAUUCGGAUGUGAAUGCAGUGACCACAGUGCAUUCUUCAUCAGAUCUUCUUGGGAAGACAGAUGAGCGGGGACCACUCACCAACGCAGUGCAAAGUGACUCGGCUCUCAUCGGAGGAGUAAUAGCAGUGGUGAUAUUCAUCAUCUUCUCGAUCAUCGCCAUCAUGAGCCGCUUCCUUUACCAGCAUAAGCAGUCACAUCGUACCAACCAGAUGAAGGAGAAGGAAUAUCCGGAAAAUUUGGACAGUUCCUUUAGAAAUGACAAUGAUUUGCAAAACACAGUGAGCGAGUUCUACAAAGUGGCCGAACAGACGUGAGCAAAGAUGAAGGCAAAAGUUGGUUUGGGUGUUUUGACCACACCCACUGGGAACAGGUUGAGGAGGAAGAGGGGACACAUGGAGACAACUGAUGACCUUCCUGCAAGAGGAAAGUCACUGCUUCCACCGCGACUCACUGGCAGCAGCUCCUCCCACUCUCCUGGCUCCUAACUCAGGAGUCUCUUUAAUGCACUUGGAUCAUCACCUUAGGGAAAGAGGCAAUAUCAUGGGCUUUGCAUGAGGAAUUCUUUACUUAACUUGGCACGAUAUCUUUGACCCUUCCCAGCUCUACGUCAGCUACAUCUUUUUUUUUUUUUUUCCAAGAUGUCUAUUUCAUCAGGAAUUUUCCAGGAUGCUUUAGAGCUAUCACCACAAUGAUCUAACCUGCCCUGGUUGAAUACCCAGAUACAACUUUAAGGAAAAGGAGCUGUCAGAAAGCUCCCUAGCUCCACUAUCCUGAAUCAGCAGCUCCAUGGGUAGAAGCCAUGAGGUCCUGAAAUCAGCCUAGGGGGGUCUUUCUCUCCCCUUCAUUGGUUCUGCCAUGCACAGGCAGUCCAGAAUGAUGUUGAGGUAUGAUACUCCCCCCCCCUGACAGCGAAUACUGCCAGGGACCCACCAUCCAACACUAUCUGGGAACACUGUUUUCUUCACCCCUCCCCAGCGAUACAGGGGAACUUUUGCAAAAUGGCAGGAGAAAAUAAGAGAGUAAUCCUAGGCCAUGAUCGAAGGUGAAGCUAAUUGUUUUAGUGAUUAAAUCCUAGUCUUUAUUUUCAUGAGCAUCACAUUCUUCCAUGCUUCUGAUGCCAACAGUAGCCUCAGAGGACAUGAAAACAGGAAGCAACAGGAUUGUUGUAUUCCCCUGCAGACUCUUUGGAAGGCCUUCCCUUAAAUAGAAUUUUCAGUGACACCUUAGGGGGUAGUAUUAAUGAGCUUCUGCCUAGUCAGACUUUCCCAUUAUAGUCAACCCCAUCCCCAAGUCUUCACAGGAAACAGUCUCUUCUCUUUGAAGGGCAGUGUCAACCUGUGUAACCUUCCCCUGCCUUAAAUACUCAUGCAAAAAUACCAAACUUUGCUUACAACAGCAUAGUUAUAUGGUGAGAAGGACUUUGUAUUUAGUGAGGUCCAACAUCAAGAAUGUUCUCCUUCUGAAUCUGGUAGUUGACAGGCCUCCUGAUAUGCUGUGCUGUCUUGAGCUAUCACUUCCCUCGGUGCACUGGAGGAGGCUCAAAAGGUGCAGAGGUGUCAUCAGGAAUAGGAAUGCAGGCUGAGGGGGGGACCACAAGUCUGCCUCCAGGAUAUGCUAGGUAAGGAGCUAGCAAAUUUUUCUGUAUAGGGCCAGAUAGUCAGUACUUUAAGCUUUAUAGAACAGUCUGUGUUGCAACUACUCACCUUUGCUCUUGUAGCAGGAAGAGGGCCAUACAUGGACAAAGAGGCAUGGCUACGUUCCAACAAAACUUUAUUGACAAAAAUAGGCAACAGGUCAGAUUUGGUCCAUGGGCUGCAGUUUGCUGAGCCCUGUGAUACCAUAUUACAAUGUCCAUUUCAGAUGGGAAAUCAGUCUUGUUCUGGCAUAUAGUGGUCCUCCUUUUUGAAGAAUGGGAAAGAGUAGGGAGAUUAUUUUUAACAAGGAAACAAUAAAAUACAAAAUAACCUCUUCAAAAAUAUAGAUGUCAGAUUCUUAUUACGGCAAAAGCACAAAGCAGGUCACCUCGCUCUGUAGAUCUUCUGGAGUCUAGCUUUUCCUUUUGACCUUCUCAUUUUUGUUCCUGAAACAGAAUCCCAAGUGAUGUUGCCUCGUUCCAAGUCAGUUUUGUAGACCACGUAACAUGUCUUAAUACACUGUAUGGGGAAAAAUAAAAGUUAGCCUUAGAUUUCUUUGUUUUCUAUGGUUCCUGUUGUACAGAAGAAAGACUUACACUGUAAAUAAUGUAUAUUUAAUAAAGAGAGAAUUUUGUAUGA